Molecule: messenger RNA, 7287 nt
Organism: Pongo pygmaeus (Bornean orangutan)
Lineage: Eukaryota; Metazoa; Chordata; Mammalia; Primates; Hominidae
Gene: NRG1
Product: neuregulin 1
Exons: 13
Coding region: 99-2690 (863 amino acids)
Biological process (GO): intracellular signal transduction; activation of transmembrane receptor protein tyrosine kinase activity; nervous system development
Molecular function (GO): chemorepellent activity; protein tyrosine kinase activator activity
Source: RefSeq, a predicted model, not a curated record
GGAGGAGUGGUGCUGCUAGGGGAAGGAAAAGGGAGGCAGCGCGAGAGAGCCGGGCAGAGUCCGAACCGACAGCCAGAAGCCCGCACGCACCUCGCACCAUGAGAUGGCGACGCGCCCCGCGCCGCUCCGGGCGUCCCGGCCCCCGGGCCCAGCGCCCUGGCCCCGCCGCCCGCUUGCCGCCGCCGCUGCCGCUGCUGCCACUACUGCUGCUGCUGGGGACCGCGGCCCUGGCGCCGGGGGCGGCGGCCGGCGACGAGGCGGCUCCCGCGGGGGCCUCGGUGUGCUACUCGUCCCCGCCCAGCGUGGGAUCGGUGCAGGAGCUAGCUCAGCGCGCCGCGGUGGUGAUCGAGGGAAAGGUGCACCCGCAGCGGCGGCAGCAGGGGGCACUCGACAGGAAGGCGGCGGCGGCGGCGGCGGCGGCGGGCGAGGCAGGGGCGUGGGGCGGCGAUCGCGAGCCGCCAGCCGCGGGCCCACGGGCGCUGGGGCCGCCCGCCGAGGAACUGCUGCUCGCCGCCAACGGGACCGUGCCCUCCUGGCCCACCGCCCCGGUGCCCAGCGCCGGCGAGCCCGGGGAGGAGGCGCCCUAUCUGGUGAAGGUGCACCAGGUGUGGGCGGUGAAAGCCGGGGGCUUGAAGAAGGACUCGCUGCUCACCGUGCGCCUGGGGACCUGGGGCCACCCCGCCUUCCCCUCCUGCGGGAGGCUCAAAGAGGACAGCAGGUACAUCUUCUUCAUGGAGCCCGACGCCAACAGCACUAGCCGCGCGCCGGCCGCCUUCCGAGCCUCUUUCCCCCCUCUGGAGACGGGCCGGAACCUCAAGAAGGAGGUCAGCCGGGUGCUGUGCAAGCGGUGCGCCUUGCCUCCCCGAUUGAAAGAGAUGAAAAGCCAGGAAUCGGCUGCAGGUUCCAAACUAGUCCUUCGGUGUGAAACCAGUUCUGAAUACUCCUCUCUCAGAUUCAAGUGGUUCAAGAAUGGGAAUGAAUUGAAUCGAAAAAACAAACCACAAAAUAUCAAGAUACAAAAAAAGCCAGGGAAGUCAGAACUUCGCAUUAACAAAGCAUCACUGGCUGAUUCUGGAGAGUAUAUGUGCAAAGUGAUCAGCAAAUUAGGAAAUGACAGUGCCUCUGCCAAUAUCACCAUCGUCGAAUCAAACGAGAUCAUCACUGGCAUGCCAGCCUCAACUGAAGGAGCAUAUGUGUCUUCAGAGUCUCCCAUUAGAAUAUCAGUAUCAACAGAAGGAGCAAAUACUUCUUCAUCUACAUCUACAUCCACCACUGGGACAAGCCAUCUUGUAAAAUGCGCGGAGAAGGAGAAAACUUUCUGUGUGAAUGGAGGCGAGUGCUUCAUGGUGAAAGACCUUUCAAACCCCUCGAGAUACUUGUGCAAGUGCCCAAAUGAGUUUACUGGUGAUCGCUGCCAAAACUACGUAAUGGCCAGCUUCUACAAGCAUCUUGGGAUUGAAUUUAUGGAGGCAGAGGAGCUGUACCAGAAGAGAGUGCUGACCAUAACCGGCAUCUGCAUCGCCCUCCUCGUGGUCGGCAUCAUGUGUGUGGUGGCCUACUGCAAAACCAAGAAACAGCGGAAAAAGCUUCAUGACCGUCUUCGGCAGAGCCUUCGGUCUGAACGAAACAAUAUGAUGAACAUUGCCAAUGGGCCUCACCAUCCUAACCCACCCCCCGAGAAUGUCCAGCUGGUGAAUCAAUACGUAUCUAAAAACGUCAUCUCCAGUGAGCAUAUUGUUGAGAGAGAAGCAGAGACAUCCUUUUCCACCAGUCACUAUACUUCCACAGCCCAUCACUCCACUACUGUCACCCAGACUCCUAGCCACAGCUGGAGCAAUGGACACACUGAAAGCAUCCUUUCCGAAAGCCACUCUGUAAUCGUGAUGUCAUCCGUAGAAAACAGUAGGCACAGCAGCCCAACUGGGGGCCCAAGAGGACGUCUUAAUGGCACAGGAGGCCCUCGUGAAUGUAACAGCUUCCUCAGGCAUGCCAGAGAAACCCCUGAUUCCUACCGAGACUCUCCUCAUAGUGAAAGGUAUGUGUCAGCCAUGACCACCCCGGCUCGUAUGUCACCUGUAGAUUUCCACACGCCAAGCUCCCCCAAAUCGCCCCCUUCGGAAAUGUCUCCACCUGUGUCCAGCAUGACGGUGUCCAUGCCUUCCAUGGUGGUCAGCCCCUUCGUGGAAGAAGAGAGACCUCUACUUCUUGUGACACCACCGAGGCUGCGGGAGAAGAAGUUUGACCAUCACCCUCAGCAGUUCAGCUCCUUCCACCACAACCCCGCGCAUGACAGUAACAGCCUCCCCGCUAGCCCCUUGAGGAUAGUGGAGGAUGAGGAGUAUGAAACGACCCAGGAGUACGAGCCAGCCCAAGAGCCUGUUAAGAAACUCGCCAAUAGCCGGCGGGCCAAAAGAACCAAGCCCAAUGGCCACAUUGCUAACAGAUUGGAAGUGGACAGCAACACAAGCUCCCAGAGCAGUAACUCAGAGAGUGAAACAGAAGAUGAAAGAGUAGGUGAAGAUACGCCUUUCCUGGGCAUACAGAACCCCCUGGCAGCCAGUCUUGAGGCAACACCUGCCUUCCGCCUGGCUGACAGCAGGACUAACCCAGCAGGCCGCUUCUCGACACAGGAAGAAAUCCAGGCCAGGCUGUCUAGUGUAAUUGCUAACCAAGACCCUAUUGCUGUAUAAAACCUAAAUAAACACAUAGAUUCACCUGUAAAACUUUAUUUUAUAUAAUAAAGUAUUCCACCUUAAAUUAAACAAUUUAUUUUAUUUUAGCAGUUCUGCAAAUAGAAAACAGGAAAAAAACUUUUAUAAAUUAAAUAUAUGUAUGUAAAAAUGUGUUAUGUGCCAUAUGUAGCAAUUUUUUACAGUAUUUCAAAAUGAGAAAGAUAUCAAUGGUGCCUUUAUGUUAUGUUAUGUCGAGAGCAAGUUUUGUACAGUUACAGUGAUUGCUUUUCCACGGUAUUUCGGCAAAACCUCUCAUAGAUUCAGUUUUUGCUGGCUUCUUGUGCAUUGCAUUAUGAUGUUGACUGGAUGUAUGAUUUGCAAGACUUGCAACUGUCCCUCUGUUUGCUUGUAGUAGCACCCGAUCAGUAUGUCUUGUAAUGGCACAUCCAUCCAGAUACUCCUCUCUUGUGUAUGAAGUUUUCUUUGCUUUCAGAAUAUGAAAUGAGUUGUGUCUACUCUGCCAGCCAAAGGUUUGCCUCAUUGGGCUCUGAGAUAAUAGUAGAUCCAAUAGCAUGCUACUAUUAAAUACAGCAAGAAACUGCAUUAAGUAAUGUUAAAUAUUAGGAAGAAAGUAAUACUGUGAUUUAAAAAAAAAAACUAUAUUAUUAAUCAGAAGACAGCUUGCUCUUACUAAAAGGAGCUCUCAUUUACUUUAUUUGAAUUUAUUUUUCUUGACAAAAAGCAACAGUUUUAGGGAUAGCUUAGAAAAUGGGUUCUGGCUUGCUAUCAGGGUAAAUCUAACACCUUACAAGAGGACUCAAUGUCAUUUUCUCUCUGGGGGAAUGAUCCAGCAGCUUAUCUAGUUGACGAUCAAACCACGGCUGACAAAGGUGCAAUCAUUUCUGACUUGUAUUUUUCACUGAUUUUGAAGCUAGUGAUUGGUUGUGUCUUCUUGACUCAAAAAGAAGCAUAUUACGGCACAAAAAGCCCAGCCCAGACAGCACAUGCAGCAUUUUGUCUGAAAUACUUCUAGAGUCAAACGUGCCUGCUGUACAUAGCGGUGACUUGUCAUCAUAGGGAAGUAUUUCCAUCAUAGAGUGUUCAGAAGGAGUGACUGUAUAGGUAGAGAGAAGCUUAGUGACUCAGUUGAAAUUUUAAAAUGUGGAUGACCACCCCUUUCUCCCCCUUAUUUUUCUUUUAUUUUUCCAUGUUGCCUUGAUCAGGUCAUAACUAUGCAUGAACAUUUUUUUAUCAGGAAUGGCCAAUGUGUAUGUGAUUUGUAAUCACAAGUAAUGAUUCAUCAGGAAAUGUCGAUCCUGUUGGAAAGAUUGCACCUUUACUUGCAGAAGUGACCCCCACCUGUGUCCUGAUCUCUCCAUUUACAGGCUCUCUCACCCAUUUCCCCCAUCUCCUUUAAUUUUUGCUUUACUGUCAUAAAGUAGGACUAAGAUUGGUCUAAGCAUUGCAUGUUCUCUUGUGAUGGUAAAUCCAAAGGAAGGCCUAUAAGUAUUAACAUUUGAAAUAACUGCUAAUUCAGGAAAAUGGAAGAAAAAAAAUUAUUUGAAACACAGAACCCAUUUCAUGGCCUGCCUGAUAUCUGUGAAAUCAGGGCUGGAGCUUUACUUAGGAUUCACGUGGCCUCCUAGGAACCAUGGGAUAAAUGGGAAACAGGUUAUCGGGGGGUUCAUGAAGUCAGUGAGAGUAAUUGCUUCUUUUUUGUGGGUGAACUGAAUGUAUUUCUUCACCAAAUCUUGAUGUUAACAAUUAAAAAGAAGAAAUGGCAUGCAAGUAGGUCCUAGCAGAAAAAUGCAGGCUGGGUAUGAGUCAUGUUGUUACGCUCCCACAUGCUCCUACAAUCCACAGAGAUGCCUGUCUGCAGGUUCUUGAAGUUACUGUUAGUAUUUGGUAUCUCAAAUUUUCCAUCACUGUUCACAUGCCACUUUCUCUGUGCUCAGUGGUAUCCUCAUUUGCUUUUUAACCUACGCUGAGGAGCCUUUGUCAAGUUGCACUGACUUUCCAAUUCUGCAGUAAUGAGUAAGCUCAUGGCAUGGAGAAGACAGUCAGUCCAAUGAAGUUCUCUAAAUUAUUUUAACAUGGCCUGUGAAGGCCUUGACUCAUCCUUAGCUAUUUCAAUAAAGAAAUUCCUACCAUGAAUUUAAAACCCUAAAAAUUCUGUUUCAAAUUCCUUGGGCAUUUGGGUACUCAGAUGUCCUAUCAUGGAAGAAUUUUAAGAAUAAAUAGAAGUUUCUGUUGAGAACCAUGAGCAACAUGUUUCUUAAAAUGAGAAUUGCUAUGCAUUUUUAAAUUGCAAAUAUAUAUGAAAAUUGAAGACAGGAGGAAAUUGUAUUUCUAACUUGAUUCUGAUCACUCACAGAGGUGGCAUAUUAUUAUAGUUGGGACGUCUUUUGCACCCUUGAUAAAAAAGGCCAACUGACUGUUCAGUGCCACCUGCCAAGGCCACUAGAUUUGUGUUUACAGGGAUAUCUCUGUGAUGCUUGUCACAUCACUGUCGACCACCUCUGUUAAUAAAUUCCGACAGUGCAGUGGUGAUCGGAGUGUGAACCUAUGUUCCCAGCAUAUGGCAAGCUAUCCUGGGUUUUAAGGUAGUAGAAAUUGCCCAGGAGUUUGACAGCAACUUUGUUUCCCGGGUCUAAAAUCGUAUCCCACUGAGGUGUAUGCAGUGGAGCAUAAUACAUGCAAAUACAUGCAAAACUCCUUUUGUUUCACCUAAGAUUCACUUUCUAUCUUACUUUCCCUUCCUGCCUAGUAUGACUUUUGCCCCCAAGAGUGCCUGGACAGCAUUCUAGUUUCCACAAAAUGGUCCUCUGUGUAGGUGAAUGUGUCCCAAACCUGCUAUCUCUUUCUUGUUUCAGUGUGACUGUCUUGUUAGAGGUGGAAUUUAUCCAGGGUAACUUGCUCAGUAACUAUUCCUUUUUAUGGCCUGGGGUUAAAGGGCGCAUGGCUCACAUUUGUGAAAAUAAGGAAGGCCUGGUCUUAUCUUGUAUUAAUAAUACUGGCUGCAUUCCACCAGCCAGAGAUUUCUAUCUGCGAAGACCUACGAAACACUGAAGAGAAAUGUAGGCAGAAGGAAAUGGCCACAUAUCACAAGUUCUAUUAUAUAUUCUUUUGUAAAUACAUAUUGUAUAUUACUUGGAUGUUUUCUUAUAUCAUUUACUGUCUUUAUGAGUUAAUGUCAGUUUUUACUCUCUCAACUUACUAUGUAACAUUGUAAAUAACAUAAUGUCCUUUAUUAUUUAUAUUUAAGCAUCUAACAUAUAGAGUUGUUUUCAUAUAAGUUUAAGAUAAAUGUCAAAAAUAUAUGUUCUUUUGUUUUUCUUUGCUUUAAAAUUAUAUAUCUUUUCCUUUUCUUUUUUUUAAGAAUAAUUUAUUGUUCAGGAGAAAGAAUGUAUAUGUAACUGAAACUAUCUGAAGAAUGCACAUUGAAGGCCGUGAGGUACUGAUAAACUAAAGAAUUUAUUAUUCAAAAUACUAAGCAAUAAGUAAUUGUGAUUUAUUUAAAGUUUUGUCCAUUUUCCAUGAAAGACAUACUGCAAUAAAAAUGCUACUCUGUGGAGACCUGGGAGUGUUGCUCAGCAGACUACAGCUUCAGUCUGUUAGACCAGCACCUUUCAUCUCAUUCCCAUAGUUGUGCUAAUUUAGGAUUGUGUUCCAUGGACCCCAUGAUCACCUUGUCUGUACGUUGCUUCUUGUCUGUCCAUUGCUUUUGCCACACCACCUGUUCUCAAAUCAUCUCCUCCCUACCAAUGCUGUUUAUCACUUUCUUCCUUGUUGAAAAGGCCACACAACCAGACAGUACUAUGCUUCCUUUUUCCUCCAUACACAGUAAGAGAGAGAAUAUUCUAGGGCAUGACUGCCUGGAUCCUUGCUGUUGCUAUGUUUUGUAGUGACAGUAAGAAACUCCUUCAGACUAAUGAAAAUGUCAACAUGCCAUUCAAUCAUGAAAGGCAACGAAAAAUGCUUUCAUGGUUCAAAUAGUCCAAUGGCCCAUAGUGGCCUAAAAGGCAGCCGGUUGACACCUGGCCGUGCUAAGCUUCCCUAUAGCAUCCGCUAAUUGACUUUCCAUUGGGCCCACAGUUUAUGGAUUCACAAUUUUUAAAAGAGGAGAAGGCCAAGUUGGGUUCAUUCCCCUUAUUCUGUCAAUAAAACAAAUCAAACUCAUGUGUAUCUGACUGCUCAGGGAGGAGCCUUUGCAUGAGAAAAUUCUCAUAUUCUCAGACUGAGUCAUCGAAAUGAGGGUAUUACUUUUCUUACUGCAGUUAACCUAAACAAAAGCCAUAUUUUAACAAAUAGAUAUUUGCGUGGUACCUUUCAUAUAUUUCAAGCAUUUCACUCAUUAUUCCAGGUAGGUUAAGAGCUUCUGAAGUGUAUGAAGUAAAGGUCAGCAAUCCUUUGGGGUGAACAGUGGCCUCCUUUGGAGUUUGGGGGUAACCUGAGACUUCCCACCAACGUCCACCUCCAUCUAUGUACCUAAUUCCUGUUACUUAGUUAUGGCUCCUCUAGGAUCAUUUCCAAACACUCUGGAUGUCCAGGAAAUUUAAAUUGUAGCUUUUGACUAAGCUAGUUUUUCCUAUUUAUAUUAAUAAAUUUUCAAAAA